AUGAGGAGGAAGAAGAUGAGGAAACUGGAUAUCUGGGCCGUGGCCUCCUGUCUACAGGACCGUAUUAUUAUGGAGAACCUCACUUCUGGGGAUGAGGCCUCCUGUAUACAGGAAUCUGUAGCUCGUCGUUCUGUUACUGUCACAUUGAAAGACGAAGAGGAGGAGAGGGGAGAUCUGAGUAACACCAGAGAAAGACCAGACUCACCCUCUGACAGCGGGAAGAGUCCUUCAGGGGAAUCAGACCCAGAGAAGAGUCCUUCAGGGGAAUCAGACCCAGAGAAGAGUCCUUCAGGGGAAUCAGACCCAGGGAAGAGUCCUUCAGGGGAAUCAGACCCAGGGAAGAGUCCUUCAGGGGAAUCAGACCCAGGGAAGAGUCCUUCAGGGGAAUCAGACCCAGGGAAGAGUCCUUCAGGGGAAUCAGACCCAGGGAAGAGUCCUUCAGGGGAAUCAGACCCAGGGAAGAGUCCUUCAGGGGAAUCAAACCCAGAGACGCCCAAAGCAGCAGGAGGACAUCACUGCUCCCACUGUGGAAAGAGUUUUACCAAGUUAGGGAGCCUGAAGAAACAUGAGAGGACACACACAGGAAAAAAGACAUUCCAAUGUUCCCAGUGUGGAAAAGGUUUUCUUUGGUUAUAUCACCUGAAUAGGCAUGAGAGGACACACACAGGAGAAAAACCUUUCCAAUGCUCCCAGUGUGGUAAGAGUUUUAACGAAUUAGGGUACCUAUUAAUACAUAAGAGAAUACACUCUGGAGAGAAGCCUUACCACUGCUCAAAAUGUGGAAUGACUUUUACCUGGUUAGGGAGCCUGAAAACACAUGAGAGAAUACACACUGGAGAAAAUCCUUUCCAAUGUUCCCACUGUGGAAAGAGUUUUACCCAGUUAGGGAACCUAAAUCGGCACAAGAGGACACACACAGGAGAGAAGCCUUACCAAUGCUCUCAGUGUGGAAAGAGUUUUAGGGGUUUAGUGAGUCUGAAACAGCAUAAGAGAAUACACACAGGAGAGAAGCCUUAUCACUGUUCCCAGUGUGGAAAGAGUUUUAGAUGGUUAGGUACCUUGAAAAUGCAUGAGAGGGCACACACAGGAGAAAAGCCUUACCAAUGCACCAUGUGUGGAAAGAGAUUUACCCAGUUAAAGUCCAUGAAAUUGCAUGGAAGAAUACAUACUGGAGAGAAGCCUUACCACUGCUCCCACUGUGGAAUGACUUUUACCUGGUUAGUAAAUAUGAAAACUCAUGAGAGAAUACACACAGGAGAGAAGCCUUAUCAAUGUUCCCAGUGUGGAAAGAAUUUUAGGGGUUUAGUGAACCUGAAACAGCAUGAGAGGACACACCCACAAGAAAAGCCUUACCAAUGCUCCCUGUGUGGAAAGCGUUUUACAAAGUUAGGGGGUCUGACAAGGCAUGAGAGGACACACACAGGAGGGGAUAAGACCUACCACUGCUCCCUGUGCGGAAAGACAUUUAACAGGUUAAGGCAUCUGAAUAAGCAUGAAAGAAUACAUACACAGGAGGAGAAGACAUACCACUGCUCUCAUUGUGGAAAGACAUUUUCCCAGUCAGAGGACCUGAAAUCACAUGAGAGAAUAGAGAGGCUGUGUUCUGACUUAUGUUUUUGACUGACAAUUUGUGUUUUUGUUUACACCACAUUAAUAAAUCAUAUUGUUUAUAUGAAGUCUUCAACAAAAUAGGUUUACUUAAAGAAAAUGUUUGUUUCAUGUCUAAAAUGAGAUUUUAAAAAAUGAUGUACAUUGAUAUUUUGGAUACAAGUGUACAGGUUUCAGGCUCAUACAGAGCAGGUGCAUAACAAAGUUUGUAAUUUUCAAUGAUAGUAAGUAAGUAGCCUUGCAGGAGCCUUCGAUUGUCUGAUCCAGAACAGCUCAUAGUAACAGGAACCUUGGCUUAUCUGAGCCAGAACAGCUCAUAGUAACAGGAGCCUACUUCCCCUGGACAGGACUCUAGUCUAUAGAAUACCACAGUAUAGUAACAGGAGCCUACUUCCCCUGGACAGGACUCUAGUCUAUAGAGUACCACAGUAUAGUAAUAGGAGUCUAUCUCCUGUUUCUGUAGUGUGAGGCAGCUUGAUGUACAGUACUUCCCCUGGACAAGAUGCUAGUCUUAAUAUUUUACUGCUUCUCUUUAAUUAUUUGUUACUUUUAUUUCUUAUUUGUAUUUUUUUAUUUUUAAACUGCAUUGUUGGU
Molecule: messenger RNA, 2202 nt
Organism: Salmo salar (Atlantic salmon)
Lineage: Eukaryota; Metazoa; Chordata; Actinopteri; Salmoniformes; Salmonidae
Biological process (GO): regulation of transcription by RNA polymerase II
Molecular function (GO): DNA-binding transcription factor activity, RNA polymerase II-specific; RNA polymerase II cis-regulatory region sequence-specific DNA binding
Source: RefSeq, a predicted model, not a curated record